CCCCGGCCUUCAGGCUGUCAGAGGAAGAAAGAACAUUCCAGAGCUAACAGCCCGACCCGCGACCUCGAGCCGUGAGUGUGGAGAACAGUGACUACUGUAUCUAGACCACUGAGGAUGGUAUGGACCUUUACUGAACAGGAAACACUGGAGUAAAUCAUGGAGUCCGGUCAUCUCCUCUCUCCUGAGUCCACGGUGACGUCCCUGCUGUCCAGCUCCAGUCACCUGAGGAGCAGCCUGCUGGCUCCUGAACACAACACCACCUUCAGAUACAGAGAUAAGAACUACACCUCGGCCUCUGCGGCGUUGGACGCCUACAUCUCAGACUUUGAGCGGAGUCAGAGCAGCCAGUUUGUUACGAGGGGGCUGGUUCUGCCUCACAGUCUGCCCUCCACGCCGAGGGGACCCAGAGCGAGCACGCUCAGAAACACAGAUGUUCUCAGGGAACAUUUGACCGACAGAGAGCUGGACUUCCUGAGCCUUCCCGUUAGCUCCCUCCAUCACUGUGGCAACAGAGAUAGACUCUCCAUGACUACAGACGAGCUGCUAUCUAUUCCUUAUGACGGCUCAAUGCCUGUCACGCACACCUCCGCCUUCCUCCAAGGUCUCCUGUCACAGUGCGGAGCCCCCCAGCCCAGAGCAGCACACAGGAACCGGGACAGACUCAGCAGCAGCUACCCUGCCCCCCAAAUGAAGUCCCACCACCCCCAUCCAACCAGGAGCUCCAGGUGCAGAGGCAGACCGGGGGCAGCCAUGAUGAAUCCAGACGUUGACAUGGUCUCCCCCCACAGGUGUACACACAGAGCAGACCCCUCUGUGUGUCUGCACCUCCCCCGCUGGUUUACCUCCAACAAGACCGACAUGGACUGUUCUGGGAUCAGCAGUGUGCCGGACCAGAAGUACCCAGCCUGGAUCCAGCGCUGUGAUGUCAGCGAGCGGCCCCCACCCUCAGAGUCAGAUUUGUGGGAUGAGCAAGAUCCCAGAGGUGGCGCUCCUUCCUGGGUAGCAGAGCUGGACCACGAGGAUCAGACCCUUUCACAGGUUGACAGUUGGCAGACUCUGAGAGAUCUGAGGCUUCAGUUAGCUGAACACAUCUCUCUACUCGCUGCAGAGAACAACAGAUCGGGCAUUGUGGAAACUAUGUUCAGAGACAACAGGCUGGAGUCUCUGAUCCAGAAGGCCGAUCAGGUGCUGAGCUGUCUGACUCACAAUCCUGCAGUAGGUGGAGCUGAUGGAUCUGAUGGAGCUGUCAGUUCAGCGAACACUGAGGAGCUGCUCUCUUCCUCUCACUGUUGUCCACCCAUCAGGGACUCCGUGACAGUGGGGGGUGUCACAGAGGCUGGGACUGACAGAGGGGCUCAGGGGCCGUGCUCCGGACUCCAUGGAACCAGCGUGUUUAAGCAGCCAGGUCCAGUGGAGGCUCUGAAACAGAUGCUGUUCAGACUGCAGGCGGUGGAGGCGGAGCUUCAGAGACAACCACAGGCUCCAGCUGCUGCAACACCUGCUGACAGGCUGCACACAGAGGAGGCUCCACUGAAGCAGAGAUCUGAAGGUGGGGCCGAUCUGGAGACUUUUCCUGGUGGACCUUCACUUCAGAGAGCUAUGCAUCACCUGAGCCGUCUGAAAGUGCUGGUGGAAGAACCCAAAGAGAAACCCAAAGGGCAGAAGGACGAAGAUGAAGGACGUUACUCCUCUUCCUCUGCUGACGGACUCUCCUGCACCCAGCUGAAACCCUCCUGAAGCUGAAGUCCUCUUCCAGCACGAGGGCCUUCGGUUAGUGUGGCCCUCAACCCUCAGGCAGUGUGGACCUCAGAGUCCUCUCUGUCCUCUGGGACUGCUGGCUGUCACCUCCAGCAGCAACAUCACAUGGUCUUAGAUUACGUCCGUUCUGGAGUUGUGUGUUGGAUGAAAAGGUGCAAUCCUCUAAAACAUUACUCGGCCAGAGACUAAAUCACAUUUUUUGUUUUAAUAUGUUGAAGUUGUUUAAAGUGUUAAAAAACAGCUUUAAAACAUUGGAUACAGCUCACAGUUGUGGAAGUUUGAAAAAGGACAUGGAGACAAAAAAUAUAGACCAAAUAAACGUUUUGUAAGUCCUCUUGUUGGACAUUUGACCGGGGUUACAGGAAAUGAUGGUUCCUAAAGCUCUAAUACAAUAAAAGGGAUAUCAGACGGAAAGAGCUGUUGGAUGGUGGAUUGUUUUACUUUUGAUGGAGCGAGACCUCCGCUUCCAGUUUUUGUGCUGGUUCUGCAGCGUCUCAGUGAUGUUAAAGACAAUCCCUCUCUGAAGGAAGAAAUGACCAAGCAGAUGUUCUAAAAGUGUCAUAUUGAUAUCAGAAAUAGCCAAUAUGAAUAAAGGACAUAAUGUUGUUUGUUACUGCACUGACAUUUUCUUCAAUGAUAACUCUUUCUAUAAAUAGCCAAGCUAUCAGUGAUGCUCUCCGGAUGGCAGUGUCACAUUGCUAGUUGGAUACAUUAAUGCAUUAACAUGUUAGCAUUCUGUCAAGUAAAACUAAACCUAAGCUUGGAAAUGUGUCAGAAGUUGAACCCAUUCAUUUUCUCUUUUUUUAUUUUGCUAUACAUCAGCAUGUUUACCAUGGAUGUGAGCAUGCUAAGUGGAGCAUUUUAAAUUAUGAACGUUAACAAGUGAACAUGUCAACUGUCACUGUAGCCAUAAUAACAUGCUAUCAUUAAAAUGUCUAAAUGCCAACUUUU
This is a messenger RNA of Gymnodraco acuticeps, 2709 nucleotides long. RefSeq names its product chromosome unknown C18orf54 homolog (gene cunh18orf54). NCBI's taxonomy places the organism in Eukaryota, Metazoa, Chordata, Actinopteri, Perciformes, Bathydraconidae. The record is from RefSeq and is a predicted model, not a curated record.